This is a messenger RNA of Trichoplax adhaerens, 1491 nucleotides long. RefSeq lists its product as uncharacterized. Gene Ontology annotation, biological process: GABA catabolic process. The coding region runs from base 1 to 1491 and encodes 496 amino acids. Lineage: Eukaryota; Metazoa; Placozoa; Uniplacotomia; Trichoplacea; Trichoplacidae. The record is from RefSeq and is a predicted model, not a curated record. Gene Ontology annotation, molecular function: succinate-semialdehyde dehydrogenase (NAD+) activity. The transcript has 10 exons.
AUGGAGAAAGUAAGUCCAUCAUCAGUUAUCAAAUCUGUGAGCCAGUUUUUACGAAGUGAAUGCUACAUCGGAGGACGAUGGAUUACUUCUAACCUCAAACAAACCUUUAAAGUAUACAACCCUGCAAACGAUGAGCUAAUAGGUGAAGUACCUGAUUUGGCAGAAGAAGAUUUAAAGAAUGCCGUCAAUGUUGCAAAUAAUGCAUUCCUUACAUGGCGGAAAGUGUCUUACAGAGAACGAUCGCGUAUCAUCAGACGUUGGAGCGAGUUAUUAUCCGAAUAUCGUGACGAUCUAGCGGCCAUUAUCACUCUAGAAGAGGGCAAGCCGUUAGCCGAAGCUAAAGGUGAAGUAGCCUUAGCCAUUAAUUACGUUCAAUGGAGCGCUGAAGAGGCCAAUAGAAUCCAUGGCGAUGUGUUACCUAGUCAUGCACAAGAUCACCGUUUACUGGUUAUAAAGCAACCAGUUGGUGUAUCAGCACUCAUAACACCAUGGAAUUUCCCUAUUAAUAUGAUUACCCGAAAAGCUAGUGCAGCCCUGGCUGCAGGUUGUACAACGUUGGUCAAGCCUUCGGAGUAUACACCAUUUUGUGCGUUGGCAUUAGCCGCGCUAGCUGAAAAGGCAGAAUUCCCACCUGGUGUAUUCAAUGUCAUAACAAGCAGUGCAAAAUCCACUCCACGUAAUGUUAAAGCUUUAAUAGACAAUCCUUUGAUCAGAAAGCUAUCAUUUACUGGAUCUACUGCAAUUGGCAAGUUAUUGAUGGAACAGUGUGCCCAAACUUGUAAACACGUAUCGAUGGAAUUAGGUGGAAAUGCUCCGUUUAUAGUUUUUGAAUCGGCUGAUAUAGAUAAUGCGGUAAAAGGCUGCAUUGCUUCUAAAUUUAGGAAUACUGGUCAGACAUGCAUUUGCGCCAAUAGAAUUUUUGUUCAUGCUUCGGUUCACGAUAAAUUUUGUGAGAAACUUGUUGCCGCUAUGAAGAGAGAUCUUAAAGUUGGUUCAGGAUUUGAGGAAGGUAUCACUCAAGGCCCUCUCAUUACAGAAAAAGCUUUUGCUAAGGUUGAAAGGCAUAUCAGUGAUGCAGUAUCGCGUGGAGCAACAAUUGUUACUGGUGGUAAGAAGCACUCCUUAGGCGGUCGAUUCUUUGAGCCGACGUUAAUUACUGGUGUUACAAGCGAUAUGGCAGUAGCUCAGGAGGAAACUUUUGGCCCUCUGGCUCCAUUGUUUAAGUUUACUAGUGAGGAAGAUGUGAUCACUUUAGCAAAUGCUACGAAUGUUGGCUUAGCAGGCUAUUUUUACUCUAACGAUUUGAAUCAGAUCUGGAGAGUGGCUGAGGCAUUAGAAGUUGGUAUGGUGGGAGUGAAUACAGGUCUGCUUACUACGGAAUACGCUCCUUUUGGAGGAGUUAAGGAGUCUGGUCUUGGCCGUGAAGGGUCGAAGUAUGCACUGGACGAAUUUUUAGAUAAAAAAUAUAUUUGUAUGGGUGGUAUCAAUUAG